Messenger RNA from Eurypyga helias (sunbittern), 617 nucleotides. RefSeq names its product pancreatic alpha-amylase-like. The record is from RefSeq and is a predicted model, not a curated record. The annotation marks the transcript as partial. Lineage: Eukaryota; Metazoa; Chordata; Aves; Eurypygiformes; Eurypygidae. The transcript is spliced from 5 exons.
CGUACCAGGUAAUCGACCUGGGUGGAGAGCCGAUCAAGGGCAGCGACUACUUUGGAAACGGCCGAGUGACAGAAUUCAAAUACGGUGCGAAACUGGGGACAGUGAUCCGCAAGUGGAAUGGAGAAAGGAUGGCCUACCUCAAGAACUGGGGAGAAGGCUGGGGCUUUGUGCCUUCCGACAGAGCGCUGGUCUUUGUGGAUAAUCACGACAACCAGCGGGGACACGGGGCCGGUGGAGCUUCCAUCCUGACCUUCUGGGACCCCAGGCUGUAUAAAAUGGCAGUUGGUUUCAUGCUGGCUCAUCCGUACGGGUUCCCACGCGUGAUGUCGAGUUUUCGCUGGCCAAGAUAUUUUGUCGAUGGACGGGACGUCAAUGACUGGGUUGGACCACCAAGUAACUCGGAUGGCUCCACAAAGCCUGUUACAAUCAAUGCAGACACUACCUGUGGCAACGACUGGGUCUGUGAGCAUCGCUGGCGUCAAAUAAAGAACAUGGUUAUGUUCCGAAACGUGGUGGAUGGUCAGCCUUUCUCCAACUGGUGGGACAACGGCAGCAAUCAAGUAGCUUUUGGCCGCGGUGAUAAAGGCUUCAUCGUCUUCAAUAACGAUGACUGGUAA